Cannabis sativa is the source of this 4089-nucleotide messenger RNA. RefSeq lists its product as uncharacterized. The record is from RefSeq and is a predicted model, not a curated record. The coding region runs from base 1 to 4089 and encodes 1362 amino acids. NCBI's taxonomy places the organism in Eukaryota, Viridiplantae, Streptophyta, Magnoliopsida, Rosales, Cannabaceae. Gene Ontology annotation, molecular function: nucleic acid binding; RNA-DNA hybrid ribonuclease activity. The transcript has 3 exons.
AUGACAUUGUGGAUAGACUUAAGGCUCGGUUGGGUUUUGAGAAUAGCUUUUCUGUGCCGGCCCAAGUUUUCGGCCCGCCAUAUUGAUUUAGAGAUUCAUGUUCCUGGCUUUGUUCAUUGGCGUCUUACUGGGUUCUAUGGUGAGCCAAACCGUUCGAGAAGACAUACAACUUGGAAUCUUCUUCGUGAGCUUGCCGAUUCUUCACCAUUACCAUGGUGUAUCCUUGGAGACUUCAACAACAUUACCACGCAUGAUGAUAAAAAGGGCGGUCGUCCUUACCCUCAAUCUUUGAUCCACGGCUUCAAUACUGCUCUCCAUGAUUGCCGAUUGUGUGAACUUCAACUGCGUGGUCAUAAGUACACUUGGGAGCGUGGAAAAGGGACUCAAAAUCACAUUGAAAUAAGGUUAGACAAAGCUUUUGCUACUCAGUCUUGGCUAACUAUUUUUAAUGAGGCUUGUUUGUCAAAUUUUGAUUUUUCAUCCUCCGAUCAUACACCUAUUUUUCUUGAACCUGCUCCUUGUGUGAUGAGUAAACCUGUGGUCAUUUUUCGGUAUGAAAAUGCUUGGAGCCGUGAGCCUCUAUGCAGUCAAAUUGUUCGAAGUUGUUGGGAGCUCAAUGCUACUCUUUCCCUUGCUGAAAAAACUAAACUUUGUCUUGAUACUCUUCUUGAGUGGGGUCGUGAUCUUACUGGUCAGUUUAAGAAGCGGUUGGCUACUAGUAAGAAGAAGCUUUCGUGUCUUAAGUCCCGUGACAAUCCGGAUUCUCAUGAAGACUUCUUGAUUGAUCAAAUUGUUCGAAGUUGUUGGGAGCUCAAUGCUACUCUUUCCCUUGCUGAAAAAACUAAACUUUGUCUUGAUACUCUUCUUGAGUGGGGUCGUGAUCUUACUGGUCAGUUUAAGAAGCGGUUGGCUACUAGUAAGAAGAAGCUUGCGUGUCUUAAGUCCCGUGACAAUCCGGAUUCUCAUGAAGACUUCUUGAUUGAGCAAUGCAACUAUUUUGAGAUUUUGGCUCAGCAAGAACUCUAUUGGAAGCAGAGGUCUAAACAAUUCUGGUUAAAUGGAGGAGAUAAGAACAGUAAAUACUUUCAUGCUACCGCAAGCUCUUGCAAACGGAAUAACCAAAUAGUUCAGCUUCAGGAUAGCAAUGGCGUGUGGAAAGGCUGGGAUUCUGGUCUUGAUCAGGUAAUUAUUGAUUAUUUCUCAGUUCUCUAUACUACUGAUCAUGCUAUAUGUGGCUCUGUUGUUAAUGGCAUUCGGCGUACUGUAACUGUUGAACAAAACGAUGCCUUACUUUGCCCAAUCACACCUGAUGAAGUUAAACAAGCUCUCUUUCAAAUGCAUCCUGAUAAAGCUCCUGGUCCUAAUGGUAUGAGUCCCGGUUUUUAUCAGAAACAUUGGGAUAUAGUCGGCACUGAUAUUGUUAAGCUUGUCAUAGAGUUCUUCAACAAUGAAUGCAUGCCGACUGGUCUCAAUGACACUCAUCUAGUGUUGAUCCCAAAGAAGAAGAACUUCUCCUCUAUAGGUGAUUUGCGUCCUAUUGCUCUCUGUAAUGUCUCCUACAAGAUUCUUUCGAAGGUCCUUGCCAAUAGAAUGAGAGUGCUAAUUGAUCAUAUCAUCUCUCCUACUCAGAGUGCGUUUAUUCCUGGAAGGCUUAUCUCUGAUAAUAUCCUGAUAGCCUUUGAAAUCAUGCACUAUCUCAAGAGGAAAACAAAAGGUAAAAAAGGAUUCAUGGCCAUGAAGCUUGAUAUGAGCAAGGCUUAUGAUCGUGUUGAAUGGGAUUAUCUGUCUGUUGUCAUGCAUCGUAUGGGGUUUGCUGGUAAAUGGGUCAGCCUUAUUAUGAAAUGUGUUACUUCUGUUCAGUAUUCUGUUUUCCAUGAUGGCCAUCUCAUGGGGCCGAUUGUUCCCUCUCGUGGAAUCCGCCAAGGAGAUCCUUUAUCUACUUAUCUAUUCAUCAUUUGUGCUGAAGGGUUCUCUUCCUUGAUCAAAAAGUUUGAAGAAGAUCAGGUUAUCCAAGGUUGCCGUGUUGCUAGAAAUGCUCCUCCCAUCACUCAUAUGUUAUUUGCUGAUGAUAGUUACCUUUUUUGUCAAGCAAAUUCCACCACAGCUAUCAACAUCAAGCAAAUGCUUCACUCCUUCGAAAUUGCAUCUAGGCAAAAGGUGAAUGUGGCUAAGUCUUCUAUUUUUUUCAGCCCCAACAAUGCAACACCAAACCGUAAUGAGAUUUGUAAUGUUCUUGGCAUGACAGAAGCUACUGAUGGCUCUCUUUACUUGGGACUACCUAACAUUAUAGGUAGAAAGAAGACUGUGAUACUUGGCUUCCUCAAAAACAAGAUAAUAAAUCGGCUCAAUAGUUGGAAUGGCAAGUUCCUAUCUCGUGCAGGCAAAGAAGUUCUCCUUAAAUCUGUUAUCCAAUCUCUUCCAACUUAUGCUAUGAGCGUCUUCCUUCUUCCCUUGGAAACUUGUCAAGAGAUUAAGAAGAUUAUGGCUAACUUUUGGUGGAAAACUUCAAGUGCUAAAGGUCAAGGAAUCAUAUGGAUGUCUUGGGAUCGUAUGGCAAUUCCCAAACAUUCCGGUGGUAUGGGCUUCCGUCACUUACAUGAUUUUAAUCUUGCAAUGCUGGCCAAACAAGGGUGGCGGUUUCUUGUCUCCCCAACAUCCCUUGCCAGUCGUGUGUUCCAAGCCAAGUAUUAUCCCAACUCUGAUUUUCUUUCUGCAGAGCUUGGCAACAAUCCAAGUUUUGUUUGGCGUAGCAUCUGGAGCGCACAAAGCUUGGUUAAAUUGGGUUGUCAACGAACCAUUGGUAAUGGAAUGUCAACAAGUAUCUUGAAGCACCCUUGGCUCCCCGAUCCCGUCAAUCCUUUUGUGACUUCCAAUGCUAUCGGCCUCACCAACCAAAUGGUCAACUCUCUUAUGGAUAUUCAUGAGACAUCUUGGGAUAUCCCCCUGGUUCAAGAUAUGUUUAAUUCUAGAGAUGCUCACUUGAUCCUUGGAAUCCUGUUGAGUGCUACACCAACUGAAGAUUGUUGGUCCUGGAGGGGUGAAAGAUCUGGUUCCUUCUCUGUCCGUAGUGCCUAUGAUAUGCUGCAGAUUAGUAAACAUGGUCAACAGAAUCAACCAAACUCAGGAUUUUGGCACAGGUUUUGGCAUCUUAAAAUACCACCAAAAGUGAAGAACUUCAUGUGGCGCGCUGUCACCAAUACUCUCCCCACAUGCCUUGAACUGGCUUCAAGGAAUGUCGAUCUAUCCUCCUUGUGCCCUGUCUGCCGCACUGCGGGUGAGACUGCUUCUCAUGUGCUAUUGAAUUGCUCAUUUGCUUUCAGUUGUUGGGAGCGUUGUGGGUUCACCAUCCAAUCCGAUACUUCAUCAACUAUUGGUUAUUGGCUUGACUCUACAUUCGCAUUGUAUGGUGAUGAUAUAGCUUGCCGUGCCAUCAUGAUCUGCUGGGCACUUUGGAAGUCUCGAAACAAGCUUGUUUGGGAGAAGAAGACUUCCUCUCCAACUCAAGUCAUUCAUUCAGCAUGGACUACUUUUGACCACUGGCGUACUGCUCAAGAUAAAACUAGUCUAUUAUCAUUGCCACUCUUGCAACAUGAUAAUAACAUUGAGCAUUGGACUAAACCCGAUUCUGAUACAGUCAAGUUAAAUGUUGAUGGAGCGUUAUUUGAGAGAGAAAGUGCUUAUGGUUUUGGCAUUGUUGCUCGAGACUCGACGGGCCACAUUGUUGAUCUCCGAGCCACUUAUCAGGGAGGAAACUACCCAGCUGAGGUGGUCGAAGCUCUUGGCAUCAAAGAAGCUCUCAGUUGGUUGAAAGAUAAAGGAUGGAAUAAAGUUGACAUAGAAACUGAUAGUAUGGUAACGGUGCAAGCAAUCUUUAGUAAUCAAAUUAUGUCCUCUACUUUUGGUUUGGUUAUUAGAGAUUGUAAAAGUCUAUUGUCAGCUUUAAAUAAUGUUAGUAUUCGUUUUGUAAGACGAUCAGCAAAUCGCGUUGCCCACUUUGUUGCUAGGCGAUCCCGAUUUUUCAUUGAUCGUAGCAUUCAUAGGAUUGAUUUUCCUGAUGAGCUUCAAGCUCUUUUGUAUGAUGAAUGCUAA